Molecule: messenger RNA, 1346 nt
Organism: Nomia melanderi (Alkali bee)
Lineage: Eukaryota; Metazoa; Arthropoda; Insecta; Hymenoptera; Halictidae
Source: RefSeq, a predicted model, not a curated record
UUGGUACCUUCUUGCAGAAAUAAGGCGAUCGCAGACUAUCUCAGCACCAAUGGCUACCAAAAUGCCCUCGAGGCGUUCAAGAAAGAAGCUGACAUACCCGGCGAGGUCGAAAGAAAAUACGGAGGUCUGCUGGAGAAGAAAUGGACCUCGGUGAUACGUCUACAAAAAAAGGUAAUGGAAUUGGAAUCCAAAUUAUCCGAAGCAGAGAAAGAAUUCAUCGAGGGAGCACCAACACGCAGCAAAAGAUCACCAUCAGAGUGGAUACCAAGGCCACCAGAAAAAUUUAGUCUCACUGGGCACAGAGCUCCCAUCAACAGAGUUAUUUUUCACCCAGUUUUUAGUCUUAUAGUGUCUGCAAGCGAAGAUGCCACCAUUAAGGUGUGGGACUUCGAGAGCGGUGAAUUUGAAAGAACAUUGAAAGGACAUACCGACAGCGUGCAGGACGUUUCAUUCGACGUCUCCGGAAAACUGUUAGUUUCAUGCAGCGCGGACAUGUCUAUUAAAUUGUGGGACUUUCACCAGUCAUUCGCCUGCGUGAAAACCAUGCACGGACAUGAUCACAGUGUCAGCUCAGUCGCAUUUGUGCCACAAGGCGAUUUCGUAGUGAGCGCCUCUAGGGAUAAGACCAUCAAAAUCUGGGAAGUCGCGACGGGUUAUUGUGUUAAGACGUUAACAGGGCACAGAGAAUGGGUACGAAUGGCCAGGGUCAGUCCUUGCGGUGAGCUGAUUGCUAGUUGCUCGAAUGACCAAACGGUGCGAGUUUGGCACGUGGCGACGAAGGAAACGAAGGUCGAACUCAGAGACCAUGACCACGUGGUGGAGUGCAUCACAUGGGCACCGGAGACUGCAAGAGCAUCAAUCAAUGCUGCAGCAGGUGCUGACAAUAAAGGUGCCCAUGAAGGACCUUUCCUUGCAUCUGGCUCACGAGAUAAAGUAAUCCGCGUAUGGGACGUCGGCGCCGGUAUAUGCCUGUUCGCCCUCUUAGGACACGACAAUUGGGUGCGCGGUAUUGUUUUCCAUCCCGGUGGCAAGUUUAUCGUCAGUGCCUCUGACGAUAAAACACUGCGAGUCUGGGACACACGCAACAAGCGAGCAAUGAAAACUCUUGAGGCGCAUGUCCACUUCUGCACCUCUGUUGAUUUUCACAAAAGUCAUCCCUACGUGGUCACCGGUAGUGUUGACCAGACGGUGAAGAUCUGGGAAUGCCGCUAGUCACCAAACCAUGUCAGAGUUUCGUUGAACCUUCGUCAAGCAAGACAGAGAUUGUGGAAGGAAGGCGAACGAUGCGCACCGAAUCCGACGGGGAUAUAAACAAGAAACAGAGGAAAUCAACGGCCGAAAGAGUA